This is a messenger RNA of Durusdinium trenchii, 869 nucleotides long. The record is from the annotation of a GenBank genome assembly. NCBI's taxonomy places the organism in Eukaryota, Dinophyceae, Suessiales, Symbiodiniaceae.
AGGCAUUUCAGGUCAAACAUGACAGUAUGCGCCUGACAGAGCGCAGGUGCCAUUUGGGCACCUCAUGCAACCGAACCGCCUCCGUCCAGGAGCUUUCAGCUUCUGGUUCUAUUUGGUGACAAAGCUGUUGACUGCAGCGAUCAGGCUUGCUGGCUUGCACUGUUGCGGUGGCCGCGACGGAGGCCUCCAAUCCUGAGGGGAGUGUGGGACGCUUGAUCCAGCGUCAAUCUUUGUGCUGGUAGUGGUGCAGGCCUCCGAUGUCAAAGAGAUCUCGGACUGCAUUGAGGUGCAGGACCGCGAAGCACCAGACUGUAAGGCAUCCUUUUUGCAGAAAGGAAUGGAGCUUCAGGUCAGACGAGACAUGGCCCCUCCUGCUGUUCACAACCAAUCCAGAACAAUCACCGCUGCAUUGGCUGCCAAGCAGAAUAUGUCUAAUGUGUCUGAGGAUGCCUUGCUUCAAUUGAUGACUCGGUCAACUCAGCAAAGUGCCUCAACAGUGUCCACAAUUAUUAAUUUGGUGGUGCUCGCAUUGCUGGUUGCAUUGAUAGUAUUGCUUUGCCGACAUGACAUGAACUUGGAAGAAGCAAAGGCAGAGGUGCAAGAGGAUCCACGUGUGCUUUACAAGCAGUUUGAGCGCAAGGAGCGGGUGACGGGGACGAGAAGCUGUCAAGAGGCAUGCUGCUGAAGUGCCCGCUUCAGACCUCAACCAGAAAAGAUGCGGUUGUGACGAUGCGGAACAACAUCAACCUCGGCCUCGACUUGAGUGUUUUUUGGUAUUGUUUCUUUUGCUUCCUUGCAUGGACUCCUUAAGUUUCGUUUGCAAGUUCCGGUUUGGCUCCGGAAAAGUUUAAGGAUUGUCCAAUCUUCAG